Python bivittatus (Burmese python) is the source of this 5812-nucleotide messenger RNA. RefSeq names its product pericentriolar material 1 (gene PCM1). Gene Ontology annotation, cellular component: centriolar satellite; ciliary basal body; centrosome. Lineage: Eukaryota; Metazoa; Chordata; Lepidosauria; Squamata; Pythonidae. Gene Ontology annotation, biological process: microtubule anchoring at centrosome; non-motile cilium assembly; protein localization to centrosome. The record is from RefSeq and is a predicted model, not a curated record.
CGGAAUCGCUCUGAAGGGGGCAGGACAUUGGCGCUGCGACCUGGUGACGCAGGAUCCGCGGACUGAAGAAGAGAAGCCGGGACGCGCGGCGCGGAAGAGCAUCAUCGUUUCCCGGGCAGACGUUACUAAGUAACGCCCUUCAGCGGGAGUAGCAUCAGACCUUGGGUGCGGGGAAAGAGGAGGCUGCGGCGGGGGAGCUUUGAAAAGAGAAGUUGAAGCUCUUCGGUUACGGCCGGUUCUCCAGGAUCGGGACAGCUGCUCCCGAACAGGUAUUUAUUUUUUCAAUAGCUGAUCAUUGUCAUCAUGGCUACAGGAGGGAGUCCUUUUGAAGAAGGAAUAGAUGAACGCGACUUACCAAGCUGGAGCCAUGAAAGCCUUGAUGAUCGAUUGAACAAUACGAGUUGGGGAGGUCAGCCAAAGAGACCAAAUAGAUCUUCUGAAAAAAACCAAAAAAAAGUUUCUGCUGAAAGUGAAACAAGACUUACCAACGAUAUUUCUCCAGAAACUACUCCAGGAAUUGGACGAAGGAAGUCAAAGACUCCUCACACUUUUCCACAUACAAGAUACAUAUCCCAAAUGUCUGUCCCAGAGCAGGCAGAACUGGAAAAGCUUAAACAAAGAAUAAAUUUCAGUGACUUAGACCAGAGAAGUAUUGGAAGUGAUUCUCAGGGCAGAGCAACAGCUGCUAACAACAAACGCCAGCUUAAUGAAAACAGAAAACCAUUCAACUUCCUGUCACUACAGAUUAAUACUAACAAGGGCAAAGAUGCUGCAGUGAGUUCUCAGAUGCAAGAAACUGGUGUAUCUUCAAAAUAUAAAGAUUUAUUUACAGCUGCUUUGAAUAAAGAUUUGUUGCAGAAUUGUCCAAUCUCAAUUGAAGAAGAUGGUAGAGGUGAACCUGCAUUGGAUAGUAGCCAGAUUGUGAGCAGAUUAGUUCAAAUUCGUGACUACAUUGCAAAAGCUAGUUCCAUGAGAGAUGACCUUGUUGAGAAAAAUGAGAGAUCUGCUAAAGUUGAACGUUUAUCACAUCUCAUAGAUCAUCUGAAAGAACAAGAGAAAUCUUACCUGAAAUUUUUGCAGAAAAUGCUAGCUAGAGAAAAUGAGGAGGAUGGUCGGACUAUAGAUUCAGCUGUGGGAUCUGGUUCUGUAGCUGAGAGCACAUCACUAAACAUAGAUGUGCAGUCUGAAGUUUCAGAUACAACGGAGGUAUCUUUUAGUCUGAAAACUCGGCCCUGCAUUGAGGACAAACUAGGGAAUUCAGCUACUCAAGGACAGGUUUCAGACAUGGAUGUUACAGCAACUCCAAAAGGGAAAAGUGACACAACUGCCCUGAAUGGCAGAGAAAUCUGGUCUAGUAGGAUUAAUAGCCAAGAACCUGGAUUGCUCUCAAAGGCUAGAGAUCCUCAGCAAGAGGCCACAGAAGAACUUGCAAAUCUAAAGAAGCAACAUGACUUGCUGAAAAGGAUGCUACAACAGCAGGAACAAUUAAAGGCUCUUCACGGGAGGCAAGCUGCCCUGCUUGCCCUUCAGCAUAAAGCAGAGCAAGCUAUUGCCGUUAUGGAUGAUUCUGUUGUAACGGAAACCACAGGUAGCAUUUCAGGAGUAAGUCUAACGUCCGAGCUGAAUGAAGAAUUAAAUGAUUUAAUUCAGCGUUUUCACAAUCAGCUUCAUGACUCUCAGAUUCAACCUGUGCCAGAUAAUAGAAGGCAAGCAGAGAGUCUCUCUCUUGCCAGAGAAGUUUCCCAGAGCAGGAAUUCUUCUGUGUCUGAGCAUCUUUCUGAUAAGAAAGCACAACUUUUUAGUAAGAUGGUAGCAUUGCAGGGUAAAAAGCAAAAGAUGGAUAAAUUGCUAGGAGCACUGCAUACACUUCGUGACCAGCAUCUUAACAACUCAUCAUCAUUUCUGCCAGCUGCAGGAUCUCCUCAGAGGAGUAUUGAUCAAAGGAGUGCAGUUUCAAUCGUUUCUACACCUGUGGGGCCUAUAACAGCUGUCAAUGAAGAACCAAACAGCUUAGCAUCCUCAGCUGCCUAUCAUCCAGAUUCCGUAACCUCACAGAAUGACAGCGAAGAAGACAACAACUUAAAUCCAACAGAAAAGCUUCAGAAGCUGAAUGAAGUUCGUAAGAGAUUAAAUGAAUUGCGUGAAUUAGUCCACUAUUAUGAGCAAACUUCUGAUAUGAUGACAGAUGCUGUAAAUGAAAAUACUAAAGAGGAAGAAGAGACAGAAGAUUCAGACUGUGAUUCUGAACAUGAGAAUCCACAACCUGUUACAAAUAUUAGAAAUCCCCAGGGCAUCAGUAACUGGGGUGAAAUUAACUGUAAUAGCAAUUUGCAGUGUGGAACGAAUAACCGAAAUGGAAGACAUCUUAAUACAGCCUGUGAAAUAAAUAAUCAGUCUCCUAACAUAAGGAUGCCAAAUAUGCCUGCAACUUUAGAUUGUCACUAUAACAGGAAAGAAGAUGGUGUGAUUUUACCACAAGAAGAUGAUGAGGAUAUUGAUGCUGAAGCUGAUAGAAUCAGCAAAGCUUCGUUAUCCAGUCGGAGAAGCAGCAUAGCUGAUGAGGCUCCUGUAGAUGUUGAGUUUGAGCAGAAGAUUAACAGAUUUAUAGCAGCAAAGCAAAAACUGAAACAGCUUCAAAAUCUUGUUGCUAUGGUCCAGGAUGAUCAGGUGGAGCCAGAGGCUGCAGAAGAGAGUAAUGUGGAACAAUUCUUUCUGGCUGAGGAAGAAAAAGAACAGCAACAACCAAAUAAUAUUCGAACCAGUGCAAACAAAUCACAGAAAAGUGUGGGACUGAAUGAAAAAGCAAGGGAGAAAUUUUAUGAAGCUAAACUUCAGCAACAAAAGAUAGAACUUAAACAUCUUCAAGAAGAAAGAAAGAAGCUUAUAAAUAUUCAAGAAAAAAUUCAGGUGCUGCAGAAGGCUUGUCCAGAUCUUCAACUGACAUCGAGCCUGGACAAUUGUGCAGGGAAUAAUUCCAUACCAGCUGCUAAUGAAAUCAGCACAGCGAGCAAGUCUCCGAUUCAGUCAGAAGAAUUGGCGGUGGAUAGUGAGCUUUGGUCUGAGAUGCGUAGACAUGAGAUUUUAAGAGAAGAAUUGCGACAGAGAAGAAAACAGCUAGAAGCCCUAAUGGCCGAGCAUCAGAGAAGAAGAGAUUUAGCAGAUGCUGCACCUGCUGCUCCUGGAUCUGUUAAAAGUGACGGAUCAGAGACUCAGUGCACUCCCCUGCAAAGCAGAACAGAAAAAACAAUGGCAACAUGGGGAGGAUCUACACAGUGUGCACUUGAUGAAGAUGAAGGUGAUGAAGAAGUAUACUUUUCUGAUGGGCUGGCUCAAGCAGAAGAGGAGGAGGAAGAACAAGAAUCUAGUUCCAAUGAAUUGCCUAUGUGUCCCAAUAAUGUAGAUCAAAUCUCAUAUUGUGCAAAAGAAGAUAAAGAGAGCCGGAAGAAUCCCCGUCCUCUUUCAGCAGAUGGAAACUACCGUCCUCUGGCUAAAGCGAGGCAGCAACAGAACAUCAGCAUGCGACGGCAAGAAAACCAUCGCUGGAUGUCUGAGCUUUCUUAUGUGGAGGAGAAAGAACAAUGGCAAGAGCAGAUUAACCAAUUAAAAAAGCAUCUUGAAUUCAGUGUCAGUGUUUGUCAGACUUUAAUGCAGGAUCAACAGAUGCUCUCCUGUUUACUCCAGACCUUGCUUACUGGCCCUUACAGUGUGAUGCCUGGUAAUGUUGCUUCACCACAAGUACACCUUAUAAUGCAUCAGUUAAAUCAGUGCUACACUCAGUUGACUUGGCAACAAAAUAAUGUUCAAAGGUUGAAGCAAAUGUUAAAUGAUCUAAUGCGUCAGCAAGAAGAACAGCAGGCCAGAACACCCAAAGAGGAGAAAGGCAACAGGGCACCCCCACAUCCAUCACCAACUGUGCUUUGUCCCUUCAGUUUCCCUUCCCAAGCGAUGAACCUGUUUAAUGUGCCUGGAUUCACAAAUUUCUCUUCUUUCCCACCAGGCAUCAACUUUGGCCAGAUGUUUCCAUCUGGUCUGGGGGACUUUUCACACAAUUGUAAUGCUCAGAACAGUGAAUAUCAGCCAACCUUACACCAUAACACUACUGGGAAAGCUGACUAUAUGGCAUUUCCAAAACCAUUUGAAAGUAAUUCUACCUCUGGAGCAGACAACCAAAGGUAUCUGAAACCUAAUCCAAGAAGUCAGAGACAGCCUGAAGAGGAAAUGGAAAAUAGAUCAGCUUGGUUAAAUGAAUAUCAGGAAGGAGGAAAAGAGAAACAGCCAUUCCUCAGGACUGGAUUUGCAGUACCAGUGCAAAAUGCAGCAUGUAGCAAUCACAAAAAUCAACCUGACAUCAGCAGACGAAGGGAAUUUGAUGAAGAAUCUCUGGAAAGCUUUAGUAGCAUGCCUGAUCCGGUGGAUCCAACUACUGUGACAAAAACAUUUAAACCUAGGAAAGCAUCUGCACAGGCCAGUCUGGCUUCAAAAGACAAAACACCAAAGUCCAAGAAUAAGAGGAGGAGUAGUUCCCAGUUUAAAAAACGACCUAGAGCUAAUGGUUUUGAAAGUGCUAGUGUUUCUAGUACAUGUGAGCCUUACAAGAGCAACAGGAGUAGACCAACUGUGAAAGAAGAACUUGUUCAAGCAAAAGUGUUUAGUAAAAAGAAUCGGGAACAAUUAGAGAAAAUAAUUAAAUAUAGUAGAUCAUCAGAAAUGUCUUCAGCACAUGCUAGGAGAAUACUGCAGCAGUCUAACAGAAAUGCAUGCAUACAAGCACCAGAAACAGGCAGUGACCUUUCUAUGUUUGAAGCUUUACGAGACACCAUUUAUUCCGAAGUAGCUACUUUGAUAUCUCAAAAUGAAUCUCGCCCUCAUUUUCUAAUUGAACUUUUCCAUGAACUCCAGAUGCUAAAUACAGAUUAUUUGAGACAAAGAGCAUUGUAUGCUUUACAGGACAUAGCAACCAGACAUGCAUCUGAAGAUAAUGCAAAAGGAGAAUGUCCAAAGCAACUGAACUCAAGUGCGUGGCUAGGAUCAAAUUCAGAGCUUACUCCCAGUGAAAGCCUUGCAACCACUGAUGAUGAGACAUUUACAAAGAAUUUUGACCAAGGUGCUUGUAGAGAAUCUGAGCAAAAUGAUAGAGACAAUGGCAGUACUAGAUCAACAUCUUCAAAUUUUGAACCAUUUGCUACUGAUGAUCUUGGCAACACUGUGAUUCACUUAGAUCAAGCAUUGGCUCGAAUGAGAGAAUAUGAACGGAUGAAGAUAGCCACAGAGGGUAACCUUGACUCCGAGGAUGGUUGCUGCUGUAAUCUCCAGAGUGUUCCUUCUUCUAAAUUGGAAGGUUCAGAUACAGUUGAAAGCCAUUCUGCACCACAACCUACUGAAGUACCUACCAUUCCUUGUCCUCGAAUAGAUACUCAGCAGCUUGAUCGACAAAUUAAAGCAAUUAUGAAAGAAGUUAUCCCCUUUCUGAAGGAACACAUGGAUGAAAUAUGUACUUCCCAGCUCUUGACUGCUGUAAAACGUAUGGUCCUAACCCUUACUCAACAAAAUGAUGAAAGCAAAGAAUUUGUCAAGAUAUUUCAUAAGCAACUUGGUAGCAUUUUGCAGGAUUCACUGGCAAAAUUUGCUGGUAAAAAAUUAAAGGAUUGUGGGGAGGACCUUCUUGUUGAGAUUUCUGAAGUCUUAUUCAAUGAAUUGGCCUUUUUUAAACUCAUGCAAGACUUGGACAACAACAGCUUAACAGUAAAGCAAAAGUGUAAACCAAAAAUAGAAGUAGGUGGAAUGGCAUAAUCUUAUACUAAAGAGGUUAAUA